Messenger RNA from Plasmodium adleri (nom. inval.), 558 nucleotides. Its product is annotated as signal peptidase complex subunit 3, putative. The transcript has a single exon. The record is from RefSeq and is a predicted model, not a curated record. The coding region runs from base 1 to 558 and encodes 185 amino acids. Gene Ontology annotation, biological process: protein targeting to ER. Lineage: Eukaryota; Apicomplexa; Aconoidasida; Haemosporida; Plasmodiidae. Gene Ontology annotation, cellular component: membrane; signal peptidase complex.
AUGGAUAGCUUCUUAAACCGAUUAAAUGUGUUGUUUUAUUCUAUGGCCCUGUGCUUUUUAAUAUUGUGUGCUUUUAAUUAUGGAACAUCUUUUUAUUUAUUUGAUCAGGAAGAAAUAAAAACAAAUAUCGAGGUGAGAAGUAUCAAAAGACUUGUAUAUAAUAGAUACAUAAAUGCUGAUGAAGCAGUAUUAUCUUUAGAUGUUUCUUAUGAUAUGAGAAAAGCAUUUAAUUGGAAUUUAAAACAACUUUUUGUUUAUGUUUUAGUUACAUAUGAAACUCCUAAAAAAAUAAAGAAUGAAGUUAUAAUUCAAGAUUAUAUUAUUAAAAAUAAGAACCAAGCCAAAAGAAAUUAUAAAAAUUUUAUUACAAAAUAUUCACUUAAAGAUUAUUAUAACGGACUAAGAAAUAAUUUAAUUUAUUUACAAAUUUGUUAUAAAUAUAUGCCUAUUGUGGGUUUUUCCAGAUCUUUUGAAGGUGCCAAGAUAUCUUAUCAAUUGCCCCCUGAAUAUUUUGAUGCCUUGCCCUCUAAUUACCCCUUAUAUUAUCCAGAUAAAUAA